AUGGACAACGAGCAAGCUGAUGAUUCACAGGUUCAGGUAGGUGAUGGAUGUCCUGUUAAACAUUAUGAAUCUGGAUUCUGUGAGAAAUCUCCCGAUCUCUGCUGUGUUAGAGGCACAUUAACGUUUUCGCUUCGCUAUGAUUUCAUUCACCGGGUAUUAAUGGUCCAUGUCAUUCGAGCCAGCGGUAUCCCUGCUGAAAAUUCCGAACCGUACGUAAAAUUGUGUCUGUUACCGGAAAGGCGGAAUCAAUAUAAAACUCGUAUUUUCAAGAAUUCAUCUAAUCCAGAAUGCAACGAAAUGUUUUCAUUUGAUAUCAGUUACGCUAAUUUAUCCAGCAGAAUGUUACAAUUUACUGUGUACAAUUUCGUUCGUCUCACAAGACAUGGUCUCGUUGGCAACGUUAUCUUGCGUGAUUUGUUCGAGAAAUCAGAACUGAGCACGUGGACUGAACAUACUAUGCAAAUUAUCAGCACUCCGGGUAAGGAUGAUUUCGGUGACUUAUUGGUUUAUUUAUCAUAUUCCACAGCUGAUCGGAAACUGUACGUUACGGUUUCAAAAGCAUACAAUUUAAGACCGAUGGAUAUUACGGGUGCUUCAGAUCCUUACGUUAAAAUCGAACAAAUAUACCAGCGACGACGGGUAAAAGUACGUAAGACAUCAAUCAAACGAGCUAAUCUAAAUCCAGUAUAUCACGAGUGCCUUGAAUUUGAUCUUCCUUUGAAUGAAAUUGAAGGGACUAAUUUGUUAGUUCGAGUAAUGGAUUGGGAUAGGAUCGGUCAUGAUGAUUUGCUUGGUUGUUGUGUCAUUGGUAAUAAUAGUCCAAUGCCAGAAGGCAGGAAACAAUGGAUGGAUUGUUUCAGAGACUUAACCAUUAAUGCGAUUUGCGACGAUUCGGAUCGUCAACCGGUUGGUACAUGGUAUAGUAUUCUGGAUGAGGUACCUGAGGAGUUUCGUAAAGUUCCAAAAGCGAAAAAGUGAAGUGCAGUAUUUUAAUGAAUGUAACCUUUACACCAAAUGGGAUAACUGGCUAAGAAAAAGAAAGAAAGGAGAUAAUGAAGGGAGA
Molecule: messenger RNA, 1063 nt
Organism: Loa loa (African eye worm)
Lineage: Eukaryota; Metazoa; Nematoda; Chromadorea; Rhabditida; Onchocercidae
Exons: 8
Coding region: 1-978 (325 amino acids)
Biological process (GO): vesicle fusion; calcium-ion regulated exocytosis; cellular response to calcium ion
Cellular component (GO): membrane; synapse; axon
Molecular function (GO): calcium ion binding; calcium-dependent phospholipid binding; clathrin binding
Source: RefSeq, a predicted model, not a curated record